ACCAAAAACUCACUGUAGUUAAAUAGGUAGUACAAAAAGGUUGGGCUAAAUAAAGAAAAAAAAAAAAGACUUGGAAUUUGUAAGAGCCAGGGAAAGAGACAUUAUUUAAUAAAAAGAGGCAGGGAAUCAUUCUUUACUUGAAGCCUGCAACACUGUUUUGAAGCCGUGAACGGUCAAGUUGUUUUUGAACUCAAUUAUAUAUUUUUUUACAGCCAGCCUUUAAGAACACUUUCGUCAAGGUGAUGCAACCAGCAAUAUCUCCUUCCCCUUUUUUAUAUUGUUUUUCCUUGCUCAUUGGCUUUGCAUGUGGCGGUUUUCCCUGACAGUUUGAACACUUGUAUAUUAUUAAAUUCUACCACUAUUUUCUGUUUCAUCUUUCACAAUACAAACCCAAUAUAAAAUUAUGUUGAACCCAAGUUUUUUGUUGAACAUACCUUGGUUUUAUUAAUCUUUAUGGCUAUCUAACUAACCAGGGCAUGUGCGUUUUGGACCCUGUGGUGCUUGGUAUCUUGAAUUCAUGAUAAUUUGAGGCAGAAAAUAGUUGGUCUGGUUUCAAAGGCAAGUUUUUGUUUUGGAAGACAUGGCGGAGGUCCUGUUGAUUUCAAGAUUCAUGACAAGAACUUUGAUUUUGUUGAGUCUUUGGUUCAUGUGGGUCCCAUUGGGAGUUGUUUGCAGUACUGGAAGUACAUCAGCUUCCUCAAAUUCUUCUUCAUCAUCAUCUUCUAUGAAGCCAAAAGUUUUAAAUAUUGGAGCUCUGUUCACGUUGAAUUCAGUUAUCGGGAGAGCAGCAAAGCCUGCAAUUCAAGCUGCUAUUGACGAUGUCAACUCUGAUCCAAACAUUCUUAAUGGGAUAGAAUUGAAACUCAUUAUGCACGACACAAAUUGCAGUGGAUUUGUUGGAACCAUGGAAGCUUUGCAGCUGAUGGAAAGUGAUAUUGUUGUCGCAAUUGGUCCACAAUCUUCUGGAGUAGCUCAUGUCAUCUCCCAUGUUGUUAAUGAGCUUCAUGUCCCUCUUCUCUCAUUUGGAGCUACAGAUCCCACUCUUUCUUCCCUGCAGUACCCAUAUUUCCUCCGUACUACACACAGUGACUACUUCCAGAUGUAUGCGAUUGCUGACAUAGUAGACUAUUAUGGCUGGAGGGAGGUCAUAGCAAUAUUUGUGGAUGAUGAUUAUGGAAGAAGUGGGAUUUCUGUUUUGGGUGAUGCCCUGGCAAAGAAACGUGCCAAGAUUUCUUAUAAGGCCGCAUUCAGCCCUGGAGACCCCAAAAGUAAAAUCAAUGACUUGCUAGACGAGGUGAACCUGAUGGAGUCACGAGUUUAUGUAGUUCAUGUUAAUCCUGACACUGGUUUGAAUAUCUUUUCUGUUGCUAAGACUCUUAAUAUGAUGAGUGGUGGCUAUGUUUGGAUUGCUACAGAUUGGCUUCCUUCAUACUUAGAUUCAAUGGAAGCAGUUGAUCCUGACACAAUGAAUAUCUUGCAAGGGGUUGUUGCUCUUCGUCAUUACACCCCAGAUACUAAUCUCAAAAAGAGUUUUAUGUCUAGGUGGAACAACCUAAAAUACAAGGGGAGUACAGGUCCUGCAGGUUUCAAUUCUUAUGCACUUUAUGCUUAUGAUUCUGUUUGGUUGGCUGCACAUGCCCUUGACGUUUUUCUCAAUGAAGGUGGAAGUUUAUCUUUCUCUAGUGACCCAAAUUUGCAUGAUGUGAAAGGCAGCAUGCUGCACCUAGCAUCACUUCGUGUGUUUGAUGGAGGCCAACAACUCCUCCAGACUCUUCUUAGGAUGAACUUCACUGGUCUGAGUGGUCAGAUUCAAUUUAGUCCGGAGAAAGAUUUAGUUCAUCCGGCAUAUGAUAUUCUUAAUGUUGGUGGAACUGGGACCCAUAGAAUUGGUUAUUGGUCAAAUUAUUCUCAUCUCUCAAUUGUUCCUCCAGAGAGCUUAUAUACAAAGCCUCCCAAUAUCUCUUCUGGAAGUCAACAGCUUUAUGGUGCAAUAUGGCCUGGUGAAACUACUAAAAUGCCGAGGGGAUGGGUAUUCCCUAACAAUGGACAGCCACUGCGAAUUGUUGUUCCCAACCGAGUAGGUUAUAAAGAGUUUGUGUCGAAAGACAAGGGUCCUCAGGGUGUAAGAGGAUACUGCAUUGAUGUCUUUGAAGCUGCAAUAAACUUGCUCCCGUAUGCUGUUCCUCAUACAUAUUUUUUAUUUGGAGAUGGUAAAAGAAAUCCUAGCUAUAACGAACUUGUUAACCAGGUUGCCCAAAAUAAAUAUGAUGCAGCUGUUGGAGAUAUUACAAUUGUUACAAACAGGACAAGAAUUGUAGAUUUUACACAGCCUUUUAUGGAAUCUGGACUUGUUGUCGUUGCGCCAGUCAAAGAGGCAAAGUCAAAUCCUUGGGCAUUCCUCAAGCCAUUUACUGGAGAAAUGUGGCUUGUCACUGCUGCAUUCUUUCUUUUUGUGGGAGCUGUAGUGUGGAUUCUCGAGCACCGGAUAAAUCAUGAAUUUCGUGGUCCUCCUAGGCAACAGCUUAUAACAAUUUUGUGGUUUAGCUUUUCAACAAUGUUUUUCUCUCACAGAGAAAACACCGUGAGCACUUUGGGACGUUUGGUGUUGAUCAUAUGGCUAUUUGUAGUUCUGAUUAUCAAUUCAAGCUACACUGCUAGUUUGACCUCAAUACUAACUGUUCAGCAGCUGACAUCAGGGAUUCAAGGGAUUGAUACCUUGAUCUCAAGUUCUGAACCUAUUGGAAUCCAAGACGGUUCAUUUGCAUUAAACUAUUUGGUUGACGAGCUCAAUAUAGCAGAAUCUAGGAUAGUUAAGUUAAAAAAUCCAGAAGCAUAUCUUAGAGCCCUUGAGCUUGGACCGAAAAAGGGUGGUGUAGCUGCCAUUGUUGAUGAGCUUCCUUACAUUGAACUCUUCUUAUCCAACACCAAUUGUUUAUACAGGACAGUGGGGCAAGAAUUUACAAAAAGCGGAUGGGGCUUUGCUUUCCAAAGGGACUCUCCUCUUGCAGUUGAUCUGUCAACUGCUAUCCUUCAACUCUCGGAAAAUGGUGAUCUCCAAAAAAUCCAUGACAAGUGGCUGACACGCAAGGAGUGCUCUAUGCAAAUCAAUCAAGUUGAUGAAAACAAACUCUCCCUAAACAGCUUUUGGGGCCUGUUCCUCAUUUGUGGCAGUGCAUGCGUCUUGGCUCUUACUAUAUUCUGCUGUAGAGUCUUUACUCAGUACCGCAGGUUUAGCCCUGAAGACGAGGAAGAGGAGGUUGAGGAGAUUGAACCUUCUAGGUCAUCUCGGCGCCCCGUCCGCUCAACUAGCUUGUGGCCCAUAAUGGACUUUGUAGAUAGGAAAGAAACAGAGAUUAAGGAGAUGCUGAAGAGAAAGAACAGUAAUGAGAAUAAACAACAGACCAACCACCGCUCACGUGGACAAGAAAGUUCACCUGCAUAAAGAGAAACAUUUUGUUUUGGUCUAUUGGAUCUUCUAAUCUUCCUUUCUCUCUGUUGAAUAUAGAAUCAAUACAAAUCCAAAUUCAUAUGUGCAACAUAUCUUCUCCAUUGCUUUGAAGUGAAUGCAUAGGCCCAGGUUUAUUGUCUAUUUUCAUACACUUUUGUAGCAAAAAAAAAAAAAAAAAGGAGAAAUUGUUAGCGAGUCGCAAACCAAUUUGUAUUAUACAACAGUGUCAAAAAAAAAAAAUUUGUUGUUCAUUUCAUUCAGGAAAGGGAGCUCCCAAGAUAA
Durio zibethinus is the source of this 3730-nucleotide messenger RNA. RefSeq names its product glutamate receptor 3.4-like. The record is from RefSeq and is a predicted model, not a curated record. Gene Ontology annotation, molecular function: ligand-gated monoatomic ion channel activity. NCBI's taxonomy places the organism in Eukaryota, Viridiplantae, Streptophyta, Magnoliopsida, Malvales, Malvaceae. Gene Ontology annotation, cellular component: membrane.